Molecule: messenger RNA, 1414 nt
Organism: Musa acuminata AAA Group (dessert banana)
Lineage: Eukaryota; Viridiplantae; Streptophyta; Magnoliopsida; Zingiberales; Musaceae
Product: transcription factor Pur-alpha 1-like
Exons: 5
Coding region: 282-1127 (281 amino acids)
Biological process (GO): regulation of transcription by RNA polymerase II
Cellular component (GO): nucleus
Molecular function (GO): DNA-binding transcription factor activity, RNA polymerase II-specific; purine-rich negative regulatory element binding; RNA polymerase II transcription regulatory region sequence-specific DNA binding
Source: RefSeq, a predicted model, not a curated record
GAACAAACAACAGAGCCACGGUCAAGAAGAACCGUGAAAGUGAAACAAACCCCCUUGCUCUCGACCUGUUCGAGGGCGAGGGCGAGGGCGAGGUCAAACCCCAAACCCUAACCUUACCCCACUUCCAACAAUUCCUCAUCCCUCCCUACCGCUCCUUGCUUUCGAUCCGGAUUCCUUCCUGGAUUAGGGUUCUUCCACCAGCCCGAGACCUCGAUUCUUCGUCCACGGAUAGUUAAAUUGGGAGAGAUUUGGGGUUUGGGGCGUUGGGGAGGUGCGGAGCGAUGGAAGGGGGAGCGGGCGGUGGGAACGACGUGGAGUUGGUCUCCAAGACGCUGCAGUUCGAGCAUAAGCUGUUCUACUUCGAUCUGAAAGAGAAUCCACGGGGGAGGUACCUCAAGAUCUCCGAGAAGACGUCGGCCACCAGGUCCACCAUCAUCGUCCCCGUCGACGGCAUCGUCUGGUUCCUCGAGUUGUUCGGCUACUACAUCAGCACGGACGAGCAGGACGUGUUCAGCAAGGAGCUCAAGCUCGAUUCCAAGGCGUUUUAUUUUGACUUUGGUGAGAACAAAAGGGGGCGCUUUCUCAAGAUCUCAGAAGCAUCUGUCAACAGAAACCGGAGUACAAUCAUUGUUCCUGCAGGAAAUUCUGGUGAAGAAGGAUGGACAGCAUUUAGGAAUGUUUUACAAGAGAUACAUGAAGAGGCUUCUCGACUGUUUAUGGUACCCAAUCAGCAACACAUGGAACCUCCGGAACAUCUUCCAGGACUUUCAGAUGAUGUUGGGGCUGGAUUCAUAUCUGGCCACAGUGCCCAAUCAGCCUCUGGCACAGAAUUGAAUGCUGAUAGAAUGGUUGAUAUGCACACACAUGAUGAUAUGGGAGGCAUGGGGAUGUCUAAAGUAAUCAGGGCAGAUCAGAAGAGGUUUUUCUUUGAUCUGGGAAGCAACAACAGGGGACACUUCUUGAGGAUAUCUGAGGUUGCUGGAGCUGAUCGUUCAUCAAUCAUCCUCCCCCUGUCUGGUCUGAAACAGUUCCAUGAGAUGAUUGGCCACUUUGUGGAGAUAACCAAGGAUAGGCUCGAAGGAAUGGUUGGUGCAAAUGUCCGGACACUGGAACCUGCUCAAAGAUAAUCAGUUUGGUGUGUCGUCAUUCACGCUGUCUUUAGCUUUCAAUUAGAUCACCUCGCUGCGUGAAUUUAGAUCUUGCACUUUGCAGACGAUGCUCUUUUUCUUAUUCGUUUGUGGUGGACAAUAAUCUAUGUCUGGUAUUCCAUGGUGGAGGGUUAGAUGUGCUUCAAAUCCUUCUUUGGGUGAAUAACAACAUGGACAUGAUUGUAGCUUGAGCAUCCAGUGGCAAAACUGCUGCUUUGCAUGUCUUUGAAUUAAUAAUUAAGUUCUUGGUAUUGUGCUUGCCUUUC